AUGUACCUGCUGGCGGCUUCCUUGCAGGUGCUGCUCUCCGCUUGCUCUGUGCGAAGGCUUCCAGCACGAUGCCGAGUCCAGCAAGAACAAAGAAACCACACUGCAGAACCUGUAAUUGAUGACUAUAAAAAGAUGGGGACUCUCUUUGGCGAACUAAACAAAAGCCUUAUCAGAAUAGGCUUCACAAGGAUGUACUUCGGAGAACGGAUAGUAGAACCUGUAAUAAUUAUAUUCUUCUGGGUUAUGCUCUGGUUUCUUGGCCUACAAGCUCUUGGACUGGUUGCUGUUCUGUGCCUUGUCAUUAUUUAUGUACAACAGUAA
Tauraco erythrolophus (red-crested turaco) is the source of this 321-nucleotide messenger RNA. The record is from RefSeq and is a predicted model, not a curated record. Lineage: Eukaryota; Metazoa; Chordata; Aves; Musophagiformes; Musophagidae.